Molecule: messenger RNA, 795 nt
Organism: Linum trigynum
Lineage: Eukaryota; Viridiplantae; Streptophyta; Magnoliopsida; Malpighiales; Linaceae
Source: the annotation of a GenBank genome assembly
AUGUCAAGUCAACAAAGAAAUGUUAUAGGCCACGUUGAUGGUGGUAGUUCUGGAGAUGAGGACAAUUUAGCAACAGUGUCGACAUCUACAGGUCGAACAAGUGGUCAAAAAAAGCGGCAAAGAACUUCUAAGGCUUGGGAGACAUUUAAUUUUAUCCCGGGGAAUCAAUUUGAAGACAAUAUACCAAGAGCACAAUGCAAAAACUGUCCUAAGCUUUAUAUGGUUAAUAAAGGUAUUUCCAAUCUCUCUCGCCAUAGCCAUAAGUGUGUUGGAUAUGCAACUGAAGUGCCAGUGUCUAUUGUUGGAAACUCAAAACCAAUAGAUCAAACAAAAUUUAAGGAGUUGAUGGCUAUGGCUAUCAUAAAGCAUGGAUAUGAAUUUGCAAUUGUUGAGCAUGGUGGACUUCAGAAUGUGAUGGCUUACUUGAAUGAUUGUUUCAAGUCAUUUACUCGAAACACUGCUAAGUCUCAUUGUUUGAAGAUUCAUAAGAGGGAAAAGGAAAAGUUGAAAACUAUCUUGAGCGAGGUUCUUGGCAGACUUUGUUUGACUUGUGAUUUGUGGACUUCUUGUGCUACAGAAGGGUAUCUUUGUCUCACAGUUCAUUAUGUGGAUUCUGAAUGGAAGUUAAAUACUAAGAUCUUGAACUUCUGUCACAUUGCACCUCCACAUAGUGCCAGUGGCGGAUCCAGGGGGAGGCCACCCCGGGCCACGGCCCAGCCCUCCUCUGGAUCCGAAGCUAGUAUAGCCCUUAUUAGUUUAUCGGUUGUAGUCAUUCGGCCCAGUGUUAUUUUAUAA